CCGACACGAAUCUACCUAGGUACCAAGGGAUUGCAAAACGUGAAAGAGGUCCAACACAUCACAACCCAGUAACUUACCUGACAAAAGCCGCGCAGGUUCGCAUACUUGUAUGACCUGUAAAACAAAACAACCAAAAUGCGUCGCAGCAGUACAACUGGCAGCGGACAGCAUCAGACCAACGCGGGAUUUAGGGCUAGCCAUCCAGGACACCCGAACGGUUCCGAAAAGUCUGCUGAACCCACGACGGGUGAGCGAGGAAGAAAUGGCGUCAGUAUACCAACUGGCCCGAGAAACCCGUCUGUCCCCAAUGUUUACAAAAACAUGAGCACAACAAAGAUACAGUCUGCGAAUGUGCAGACGGGGCAACCAGUUCCUCCAACGACACCGCAUUGGCCAGGCGCAGACCCAGAAGUGCCAGAGCCGCCUGAAAUAAAUAACUACGGCCUCGCUAUAUUUGCUCUCACAGACGAGGACCUUACCCAGCCCAUGGAUGACCGGCCACGUGACCGUGUCGAAAGGGUGAAGCGGAUGCUGGAUAGCAUCGACAAGUACCAACAAGGCGUGCGAGCUACUACCAUGAAUAUUGUGGCCAGUGAGAGGCAGCGUAUCAUGAGGCAUGAGGUCAAUUCGCAGACAAGCGGCAGGGAUCCCGGCAUCAGUCAGGACGAAGUGGACGAAUUGAUUGAGGCUCUGAGUGCAGAGCCUGAGGAAGGCACAGACUACAAUAUGGACACCGACGAUAUAACCAGAGAAGCUAUGAGGGAUCUAGUUGAAGGAAGCGAGUCCUGCAGAGACAGAGAGGGCAGCCUUCGACGACUCCAGUACCUCGCCGAGCAGAGUAUUUACUACAGCGACGAAUUUGACGCAGAGAUUGCCAAAGUACGGGGUAAAUGGGAGGCUAUCUUGGAAAAGGAGCAGAAAGCCCUAGAGGAGUUUGUCUGAGGAAUGUGGUUUGACGGAACAUGGUCAUCACAGAGAGCAUCUGGACUAUCUAAUUCUAGCAUGAAAUGAGUUGUAGCUACCGGCGGUAAGAGGCCUUGGCCAUUGGAACCCGACCAAAGUCGAGGUCCUCACACGCUUCCAUAAUCGGAGCCGCAAUCGAUCUAGAGCACAAGAUAGAGGAAGACUCGACCAAGCAGCAAUCCCACAGAUGUGGGUUUGCGCCAAGUUUACCUACGAGAAUUUCGUGCUCAGUACAAUUGAGGAAGAAAGGAAGCAAUGAGAGUUAUCAGGAUUUCAAUGGCUGUCUGCAAUUUUUGUAUGCGAGCAAAAAUCAAGUGGACCCUUGCUUGACCUAUGGCCUUGCAAUCAGGCGACCCACUAAGCCCAAUUGAGAUAGGUUCUCCAC
Molecule: messenger RNA, 1348 nt
Organism: Pyricularia oryzae 70-15
Lineage: Eukaryota; Fungi; Ascomycota; Sordariomycetes; Magnaporthales; Pyriculariaceae
Exons: 2
Coding region: 136-942 (268 amino acids)
Source: RefSeq, a predicted model, not a curated record